Prorocentrum cordatum is the source of this 814-nucleotide messenger RNA. The record is from the annotation of a GenBank genome assembly. NCBI's taxonomy places the organism in Eukaryota, Dinophyceae, Prorocentrales, Prorocentraceae.
GAGCUCCUGGCCUGGCCCUCCCUUGGCCGGGCGAGGCGCCGGGCAAGGCGCCAGGCGGCGCCGCCGCUCGUCGGGCGCCCCCGGCCUUCAGCUCGCUGUCGCCCGCCGAGCGGCGCCGCUUUGGCCUCGAGGACAGUGGCAGCGAUGGCGGGCCCGCUCUCGAGGCGCCCGCCGCCGCCUCGGCGCCUGCAGCCCGCGUGGCCCCGCCCGCGCCGGCCAGCCCGGCCUGGAGCAGCCUCUCGGCCGAGGACAGGCGGCGCUUCGGCCUGGACGAGGGGGAUGCCGCUCGGGAGGCGGCCGAGGACCCGAACGACGCCCCCGAGGAGGUGCACUACUGCAGGCCCCUCCGCGAGACGAUGGCGCUGCUUGAGGCCUCCUCCUGCUCCGGGACGCAGUCGGAGCGGGAGCUGCGGCGGGAGCUGAACAAGCUGCAGGAGUCCGAGCGGCGGCUGGAGACCGCGAAGAACAGCCGCCCCGCUGUGUGAGCCCGGCUCGUGCACACGCGGGCUUGCGAGAGGCCCCAGCUGCCCGAGGCACGGUGCCACAAGACUGCUUGUAAGCUUCGGAUCCAAACAAAAACGUUGGCAUCCCAGCGUUCCGCCGACGGAGCCGCCCUCGUUUUGCUUCCGCCGCCCUCCGCAGGCCUUCUGCCGCCCUUCGUCAAGGAAGUGAUGCCGACCACUUCGACUCGCGAAGGCGAAGCCCUGUCUGCCUCGUCCUGCCUUCUCCUAAUGCCGCCCUCCUUCCUCGUCCUCCUUUCUUGCCCGUGCCCCUCCCCCAUCCUCUCCUCGCCCUGCUCCCCGCUUCCCUCCUU